Messenger RNA from Heterocephalus glaber (naked mole-rat), 1643 nucleotides. RefSeq names its product cyclin dependent kinase 4 (gene Cdk4). Gene Ontology annotation, molecular function: cyclin binding; cyclin-dependent protein serine/threonine kinase activity; ATP binding. Gene Ontology annotation, cellular component: cytoplasm; cyclin-dependent protein kinase holoenzyme complex; nucleus. Gene Ontology annotation, biological process: regulation of gene expression; regulation of G2/M transition of mitotic cell cycle; signal transduction. The record is from RefSeq and is a predicted model, not a curated record. Lineage: Eukaryota; Metazoa; Chordata; Mammalia; Rodentia; Bathyergidae.
GCAGUUCCUUCCCUGGAACUAGGGCUAGACCCCGCCCCCCACGGCUUCCCACGCGUGCGCCUCGGGCUGGCUAUGGAAGGGUCGCCCAAGGGCGGGAAAAGGGGCCUUUGUAGUGUGGGGAGGUGUAAUUUUAGAGACUAGGAUAUAGAAACUUUGAAGCAAGUCGUUGUGUUAUGGGCGAUCUCUUUUGUGUGGGUUACAGUGGUUCCAAAGAAAAAAAGCAUUUUUUCUUGGAGGACUUAUCGUGGCUGGGGUGGGUGGGUAGUAGAGUAAUUGUGUCACUUGAGAGGGCAGCCCCUUGAAAGUUGAGAAGGGAGUAGGGUGGUUGCUAUGGUGUCUUUGCUGUCUUCUGUGGGAGUCAUUUUGUUGCUGCAGGCUCAUACUAUCCUAACUCUGGAAGGAACUUUUUGGUAGAAGUCUCUGUGAUUGUAGGGUCUCCCCUGAUCUGAGAAUGGCUACCUCUCGAUAUGAGCCAGUGGCUGAAAUUGGUGUGGGUGCCUAUGGGACCGUGUACAAGGCCCGUGAUCCCCAUAGUGGCCACUUCGUGGCCCUCAAGAGUGUGAGAGUCCCCAGUGGAGGAGGAGCUGGAGGAGGCCUACCCAUCAGCACAGUACGUGAGGUGGCCUUACUAAGGCGGCUGGAGGCGUUCGAGCAUCCCAAUGUUGUCCGCCUGAUGGAUGUCUGUGCCACUUCCCGAACUGACCGGGAGAUCAAGGUGACCCUAGUGUUUGAGCACGUAGAUCAAGACCUAAGGACGUAUCUGGACAAGGCACCUCCACCAGGCUUGCCAGUUGAAACUAUCAAGGAUCUGAUGCGCCAGUUUCUAAGAGGCCUAGAUUUCCUUCAUGCCAACUGCAUCGUUCACCGAGACCUGAAACCAGAGAACAUUUUGGUGACAAGUGGUGGGACAGUCAAGCUGGCUGACUUUGGCCUAGCCAGAAUCUACAGCUACCAGAUGGCCCUUACACCAGUGGUAGUUACACUCUGGUACCGGGCUCCUGAAGUUCUUCUGCAGUCUACAUAUGCAACACCUGUGGACAUGUGGAGUGUUGGCUGUACCUUUGCAGAGAUGUUUCGUCGAAAGCCUCUCUUCUGUGGAAACUCUGAAGCUGACCAGUUGGGCAAAAUCUUUGACCUCAUUGGGCUGCCUCCAGAGGAUGACUGGCCUCGAGAUGUAUCUUUACCCCGAGGAGCCUUUUCCCCCAGAGGGCCUCGCCCAGUGCAGUCAGUGGUACCUGAGAUGGAGGAGUCUGGAACACAGCUGCUGCUGGAAAUGCUGACAUUUAACCCCCACAAGCUGAUCUCCCUCCCGAGCUCUGCAGCAGCUGCAUAAGGAAUAAGGUGACCCAAAGUGAGCAGUGGAGUGGCUGCCACAGAAGGAAGAAAAGCUGCCAUUUCCCUUCAGGACACUUGAGUGGAGAGAACCCCCACUGAGAAGGGGACCUCUGUCAUUGUCUGAGGCUGUGGCUCUCCUACAACUUUUUACAGAGAAUAUUUUGCUGCCUUAAUGACAUUACCCACCCACCCUCCUUUUGAGGCUUAUCCUUCUCAUGCCCCAUUCCUCCACAAGAAGGGGUAUAUCUUCCCCCAUCUUACCUUGAUACUGGUCCUUUUUUAUACAGGAAAACAAAACAAGACAAAGA